GAGGAAGAGGAGGAGGAGGAGGAGGAGAGGCAGUUAAAGAGUUAAAGAAUAAAAACUGCUGAGGCUUUAAUCAAACAGUGUUGCAGCUUUAAUCACUGUUUGCACAGUUUAAAGUCCUGGAAGGUGAACGACACGUUAAUACGACGGUAAAUAGGAUGAAAACCAGCGUCCACGAUGACACAGUUCAGUAAAAACUCAAAUGAAAGGAAGUAAUGAAAUAAUAGGAUGAAAACCAGUGUCCAAGUGGACACAGUUCAGUCCAAACGGAUGUGAAUAAAAGCUUCACCUUGUUCUAGUUCAAGCACUGACAUGACAAACCGCCAUUCAAAACACACUAGAAAGAAGAGAAGAAGAAAAGAAAGCAUCAAUUCAACAUAAAAGAAACAUUUGAUCUAAAAACAAAAGAGUCUUCAUCAUAAAUAUAGUCAUAAAAUAAUAAUACAAUCACUUUAGCCAAUAAAAUCUAAAUAUUGUGCAGUUUAUUGUCAUUAUUCAUGAACUGGAUGAUUCUUUUUUCACCAAAUCAUUGGACUUUUGACUCUAAAGGGUUAAAAACAUUGUUCUUCUGGGUUUGACUGAAGGACUUCUUUUCCCUUUUCCUCCUUGUCUUUUAUACAUCUGGACCUUCUCCUCCAUGUUCCAGUUUGGAUGCAUCUGAAGUCUGGGACGAUGGCGGUCAUCACAGCGGAGGUCGUCCUGUCGUCGGGGGUCAUCAGCGCCGUCAUCCUCCUCCUUCUCGCCAUCUUCAUCACGGCUCUGUGCAGCGACUGCAAAAGACGUUCGUUUGAGCUGCAAGAAUCUGGUCUGGACAAACAUCCAUCCACUCUCAUCAAAGUGGUGAGGCUGGAAGAUGCUGUGAGAGAGAAUCCGAUGAUCACUGACAUUCGGAAUGAUGAGAAAGAUGUUCGGACCAAUGGCUGCGCAGCGAUUGGCAAAACAGGAAGUUCCUCCGAUGCCACAGGAGAGUCCAGUCCAGAGGAGGAAACCACGGUGACGUUCACCCCCUGGAGGAGCCACCUGGGGGCGCCAGUGGACCAAGAGCCAGACUCCACCCACAUCUACCACUAUAUAGGACGUGGUAGCAUGGAUGCCAAUGCAUCGUCCAAUCACGAUGACAGAAGAUCGGCUGACGUGGAUUUAAACGGACAGUCAGUGUAUGCACAAGUGGGCAAAAGGGAACGACAAGCCACACCCCCUCACCACUCACCUGAGAACGCACAGGUGGACAAGGUGGACGAGGUGUCCCCUCCACUGCCCAACAGGAUGGCAGAACUGGACGGAUGAGGACGGAUGACAGAUGAGAAGAAUAAGGACUGAUGAGGACAGAUGAGGAUGGACAAGGACAUAUGAGGAUGCAUCAACCCUAACCCUACAGAUGAGGACAGAUGAAGAUGUAUGAGGACAGAUGAGGAUGCAUGAGGAUGCAUGAAGACAGACUAGGACAUAUGAGGAUGCAUGAGGACAUAUGAGGAUGCAUGAAGACAGACGAGGACAUAUGAGGAUGCAUGAGGACAGACUAGGACAUAUAAGGACAUAUGAGGAUGCAUGAAGACAGACGAGGACAUAUGAGGAUGCAUGAAGACAGACGAGGACAUAUGAGGAUGCAUGAGGACAGACGAGGACAUAUGAGGAUGCAUGAGGACAGACUAGGACAUAUGAGGAUGCAUGAGGACAGACGAGGACAUAUGAGGAUGCAUGAAGACAGACUAGGACAUAUGAGGAUGCAUGAGGACAGACGAGGACAUAUGAGGAUGCAUGAGGACAGACUAGGACAUAUGAGGACAUAUGAGGAUGCAUGAAGACAGACUAGGACGUAUGAGGGUGCAUGAGGACAGACGAGGACAUAUAAGGACACAUGAGGAUGCAUGAGGACAGACUAGGACAUAUGAGGAUGCAUGAAGACAGACUAGGA
Messenger RNA from Sphaeramia orbicularis (orbiculate cardinalfish), 1912 nucleotides. RefSeq lists its product as uncharacterized. The record is from RefSeq and is a predicted model, not a curated record. Lineage: Eukaryota; Metazoa; Chordata; Actinopteri; Kurtiformes; Apogonidae. The transcript is spliced from 7 exons. Bases 649 to 1284 code for a protein of 211 amino acids.